GUUACCCAAACUUAACGCCAGGGGUCGCGUCACACCCACAGGAGAGCGUUGCAGCGCCUUUAUGUAGGUCAAUGUAACCGAGCACUCAUCAAGGCCAUCUGCAUCCAUCAUGCUGCAUCCACAGUUGGUUUAUUUGCGUUUUCUUUGUAUUUUUGCAGAUUCGUUUCUUACAUUUUUGAAACUUUGGAUAAAAUGAUGUUGGAUCUGUUGGUGUUACUUCAUGUUUUCUAAAAACUUGCAUGAUUAUAGUUUCUGUGGAAGUUUGACUUGAAUCAUUUAUAAACUUCAAGUGCUUUUCCCCUCGCUGAUAUUUUGUGUCUUUCCAGCUGAAAGGCACGCGCCACAUUUUCUUCUUAUUUUUCCUUUGCAGAGAUAGAUAUUCUGUCAUGAUACAUCAUCAUGAAUAUGUUGCCUCUCACUGUCGGUCUGUGCGCCCUCGGUGCGCUCUGCGUCGUCAGUGAAGUUGUCUGAUCCGCCGCAGACGAACGAGAGGUGCGCCACAAAACAUAUACCCUCUCCAAAAAGGAGAAGAAAGAGGAGAAGAGAAUGCUUCCUGAGCGGAUCACACAGCUGAAAUGUCUUCAGGGUGGACAGACGCAGAGAUAGAUGCAUGACAGACGCGGGUAAAAACAAUACUGAAAUGUUUCCUGAGCGCCAAACCGGGAUGAGAAGGUGGACGACGCUGUGAGGACGGAUCUCCUGCGAUGCUUUAGACCAUCUCUGCGCUCCACGGGGAAAAGAAGAGCCGAAGAAGAGGAGUGCAGGAAAAAAAAAUGUUCAAAGUUAGGCGUCUACAAGUGCGACCCCGCAAAGCGCCGUCCCGCAACAGCUGCAGAAAAUGGGCAUGAACUGAACGAAGAAUGCAUGUCGUUUGGGAUAUAUCUGUGAUUUUGCAAGCAUAUAUCAUCUGCACGUCAUCAGCUCAGCCUAUUACAUCCAAGCUUGAUGAGAGUUGGUGGGCGUACAAGGACGUUGUCCAGGGAAGCUUUGUUCCAGUCCCAUCCUUCUGGGGUCUGGUGCACUCAGCCUGGAACCUUUGCGCCAUAGGGAAGAGGCAGUCGCCCAUUGACAUUGAGACCAGUCACAUGAUCUUUGACCCCUACCUGACCCCUCUGAGGCUCAACACAGGUGGACGCAAGAUGGGAGGCACCAUGUACAACACGGGAAAGCAUGUAUCCCUGCGGCCCGACAAAGCCCACCUGGUGAACAUCUCGGGGGGCCCACUGGGUUACAGCUACAGGCUGGAGGAGGUCCGCCUCCACUUUGGGAGCGAGGACUCCCAAGGUUCAGAGCACCUACUCAAUGGACAGGGCUUCCCUGGAGAGGUCCAGCUGAUCCAUUAUAACCAGGAUCUGUAUGCCAAUUACACUGAGGCAGCUAAGAGCCCUCAUGGCAUCGCUGUGGUCUCCAUCUUCAUAAAGCUCUCUGAAAACUCCAACUCCUUUCUCAACCGCAUGCUCAAUAGAGACACCAUCACCAGAAUCAACUACAGACAUGACGCUUUCCUAUUGAUGGGCCUGAACAUAGCCGACCUCUACCCCGACACCACGCGUUACAUCACUUACGAGGGCUCCAUCACCGUCCCCCCGUGCUACGAGACAUCCACUUGGAUACUCAUCAAUAAGCCUAUCUACGUGACGCAGAUGCAGAUGCACUCCUUGCGCCUCCUCAGCCAGAACGAGCCCUACAAGAUCUUCAUGAGCAUGAGCGACAACACUCGGCCGACCCAGCCUCUGCUGCAGCGCUGCAUCCGAACUAAUAUCAACUUCAGCAAGCAAGGUCGCGACUGCCCCAACAACCGUGCCCUCCGUCCACAGUAUAGAGUGAAUCAGUGGCUCCUGAAGUAGAAAAUAAAAAGAUGUCGAGCUGCAGCAGUCACGAGACGAGAUGUAGGAUUCAUUCGAGACUACUUCACACUGCCGAACCGGAGACCGGCUGAGCCGAGCUGAUUGACCUGAACUGAACGGACAUCUCAACUAAACUGAUCUCAGCUAAGCUCGACCAACUGAACUCCAAACAAUCUUCUGUGCUGGCCUCCUACACAAUCUUGACACAACUCAUGUGGGCCAGCACAGUGAGGCUAGAGACCAGACUUUGAGUCCAAAGUGUGAAAUAGACCAUAAGGACUCCGAUGUCUAUGCUGUACUGUGUUUUUAUUUGUUGUGUAAACUCACAAAAAUUGGAAAUGUAAAGACUCAAUCAUUUUCUGGCUGGUUUUCAGAGGGAUGGAUGUUAUCUGAAGACUACAGUAUGCUCUGUUUGGCUGUGAUCGUCGCUCAUCCACAUUCAAAGUCUGCCUACAUGAGGCAGUUAUGAAAAUGAUCAUCCACUGACUGGAGGAAUUCUUACUUUUCCAUUGAUGGUCUGAACCCCGGGCGAUAAAGAAACACUCAGCUGUGGUAUGAUGAGAAAUAUAUAAAAGAAAAAAAAAAUCAGCUGAUUCCGAUAUCAAAUAGUAACUAAAGAAGGUAAUUUUCAAAGAGAAUGUGAAAUGUGUGAAUUUCAGGUUUUUGUAGCUGAAGGGGGUGAAAAGAAGGGAGAGACUGCAACACUGACAUUUUACAGACCUGAACAGAUGGAGUCACUGGAGAUUGGAAAGGAAUAGGUCACUCAUUUUGCAUGAUUUUAUUAUAGUUCACUCGUCUUGGAUUUUAAGGAUUUUAAUUAAAAAGUGGUGACAGAAUGGUGCUCACAUCAGGUACCUGCUUCACACAGUAACAUAAAGGACAGGCCUCCCCUCGGCAACUAUGAACUUACCAGAGAUGUUCAAACCAAACUGUUUAUACUGACCAAAUUGACCUUUCAAUAAACCCCUCAACUGAGCAGCGAUUGUACAAUCAAAGCUUAGCAACCAUAACUGAGCACAGCAUGGAUAUGGAGCUACUAGGCUCCCGAGUCUUUUUAUCCAUCCAUCCAUUUUCUGUAACCACUUUUCCUCUUCAGGGUUUCAGAGCACUGGACCCUUCCCCAUUGGGCGAGAAGCAGGGUACACCCUGGACAAGUCACGUUCAUCAGGCAACCACUAACCACUGCACCAUUGUGCAUAAGCUUUCAUAACCUUAACAAAUGUUUCUUUGUGGUUCUCAGUCAUUAGAGUCUCAACCCCCUAACUCCACAGGACAACUGUUGCUUUGCCCACAGACAGAACAACAACUAAUUUAAUUUUGGCCUUAAUUUAAGAGGCUUAAAUUUAGAUUUAUUGAAAUAACAGCACCCUCACAUACAUCAUUCAACAUGUCCUUUAUCAGGCCUAAAAGAACAAUAAUGGAUAGAAAUCCAUAACAUAACUGUGAACAGUAUAUAACCCACAGUAUGAGUGAGAUCUUGUCUCCCGUGUUGAUUAUAUGGCGUUGACCUUAUCGAGAGCUGCUUUCUGUAGCUCCUCACUGCUUGCCUGCAUGUUAUUCUCUACAACCAUUUGGCGAUCCCCAGAAAUUAUAUAGCGACCUGUUGUUACCUGUUCAGCACAUCAGUGUAUGACCUGGAUUUGAAAUGGUCACUUUCAGUUUUGCCUCAUGGACAUUUGUGGUAUUGCAGCGGAAAAUUCACCUGUUGCCCUAAGAGCAUCCAAUAUUCUUAUUGGACUGAAUAGGCGCCAUCUUUGGGUCCGGUAUCUAUAAUACAUCCAUGGUUCAGGACUUGAACAUGGUGCUGUGUGAGAAGUUAGCACCAAUAGCAACAGUAACUAAGGGGGUACAGCUUAGUGGAAGUUAAUUGGACAUGAAAAUGAGUCUGAUUGAACUAAGUGAGGUGAAACUGAUGUUCAUGUUAUUCAGCAGCAGCAGUUUAUAAUUCAGAGGUUUAAUUUAGAAAGAUUUAAACCUCUUGAAAUCAUCUAUGAUGUCAAUGAUUAAAACUACUCUUCUUAAAAAGAAAAUCACCUUGUUGAUCAUGUUUUAUUAAAGUCAUAAAUCACCUUCGAAUCAUGCUCUAAUCAAUCAUGCAAUUUCAGUCAGAGUCUCUGAAAUAUAAACAAUUCUCUCUGGAGCUUUCUUGGAAAGUGUUACCGGUACUCACCAAAUUACAGUGUGUAGCCUUAAGGUCUAACAAUGUGUUGAGUACAAUUUCUUUCUUCACAUGAAACACUUGCAAAGACUUUUUUUUUAAUUGUUGCGUUACUACCACCGGUAGAUUAGUAGAACAGUAUGAACCCAUUGGCAUGAAAUGCAUCAUUCACUUGCUUGUACUUGCUUGUACUUGUACAAGACAAACAAAAUGGGGGUCCACUCAUAGGAAAAUGCAGUCAUAAACUCCUAAGGGUACCUUUAGUCAACAGAUCUCAGGUAGCAACAGAUCUGCAACCCAAUAUAGAUCUUUAUGGUUCCACACACCAUGGGACCAGAGCAGAUGUAGAAUUAACAUGGAUUCAUUCACAUGUUCACAGACCUGAAUCCCUGAAUAUAUUUAGAACCCGGCCCUACUUGGGUUUUUGAUCAAGUCUCAGUUACUUGAACCGUGGACCCAUGAGGACCUCUGGUCCACAAUGAGAAUAUAGAGUUUCAAAGUGACUUUAAAGUUGUAAAAUGGGUGACCUAUAUUUAGCAUAUUAUGGAUGGAUAUCUUGGAUCAACAGCAACAACAACAUUGGUCAUUAGCUUGUUUGAUUGUUUUUUCAGUUUGCUGUGAUGUUGUAUCUCAUGAAAGGAACCAAAUGGUCUUUUUUCUGUUUGUUUUUCAAAAUGUAACUGUAAUAAAUAGAUGGAACUGUAAUGAGGAUGGAGAUCAGUGUGAUAACAUGUAGCUCAGCAGAGAAAUGCACAAAGUCUACCAUCAACUAUGAACGUUAUUUUACUUCUUUUGGGGUUGCCUGAAAUAAAACUCAUGGUUCACUUUGAAUGGUGCUGUAAGUCUGAGUUUGGAUUUUGCUGGAUUACCGUGGAAAUUCAUACCUUUUUGGACAAAAAUAA
This is a messenger RNA of Larimichthys crocea (large yellow croaker), 4907 nucleotides long. RefSeq names its product carbonic anhydrase-related protein 10. The transcript is spliced from 9 exons. The record is from RefSeq and is a predicted model, not a curated record. Gene Ontology annotation, molecular function: carbonate dehydratase activity; zinc ion binding. Gene Ontology annotation, biological process: one-carbon metabolic process. Lineage: Eukaryota; Metazoa; Chordata; Actinopteri; Sciaenidae. Bases 861 to 1847 code for a protein of 328 amino acids.